Messenger RNA from Tripterygium wilfordii, 1813 nucleotides. RefSeq names its product polypyrimidine tract-binding protein homolog 3-like. Gene Ontology annotation, molecular function: mRNA binding. The coding region runs from base 40 to 1470 and encodes 476 amino acids. The transcript has 15 exons. Gene Ontology annotation, cellular component: nucleus. Lineage: Eukaryota; Viridiplantae; Streptophyta; Magnoliopsida; Celastrales; Celastraceae. Gene Ontology annotation, biological process: regulation of RNA splicing; mRNA processing. The record is from RefSeq and is a predicted model, not a curated record.
GCAGAGGUACUUUUAGGGCAAUACUCGAUAUUGUGCCAUAUGUACACAACUGCACAUAUCUCCCUCGCAAACGAUCAGCCCCACACUCGCAUAUCCCUCGCUCCCUCUCCCUCUCGUUUAUUCAGAAUGGCGGAACCUUCGAAAGUCAUUCAUGUUCGUAAUGUGGGACAUGAAAUUUCAGAAAAUGAUCUGCUUCAGCUUUUCCAGCCAUUUGGAGUCAUAUCCAAGCUUGUAAUGCUCCGUGCAAAAAACCAGGCUCUUCUCCAAAUGCAAGAUAUUCCCUCCGCAAUCAGUGCUUUGCAAUUCUACGCAAAUGUUCAGCCAUCCAUAAGAGGGAGGAAUGUAUAUGUCCAGUUCUCAUCACAUCAGGAACUAACAACAAUGGAGCAAAAUGCCCAAGGUCGAGGAGAUGAGCCGAACCGAAUUCUCUUACUUACAGUCCAUCACAUGCUAUAUCCUAUUACAGUGGAAGUGCUGCAUCAGGUUUUCUCUCCUUAUGGGUUUGUGGAGAAGAUUGUCACCUUUCAGAAGUCGGCUGGGUUUCAAGCUCUUAUCCAGUAUCAAGUACGCCAGAGUGCUGUUGAAGCUAGAACUUCUCUCCAGGGACGCAAUAUUUAUGAUGGUUGCUGUCAGCUGGACAUCCAAUUCUCCAACCUUGAUGAGUUACAAGUAAACUACAAUAAUGACCGGUCAAGGGAUUUCACAAACCCCAAUUUGCCAUCUGAACAGAAAGGAAGAUCCUCUCAUCAGCCUGGUUACAGCGAUGCAGGAGGUAUGUACCCAGCCAAUGGGGCCACAUCAGCUGCAUUUUCUCAGAUGGCGAAUGCUGCUGCAAUAGCAGAUGCUUUUGGAGGAGGUUUGCCCCCGGGAAUAAGUGGGACCAAUGAUAGGUGUACUGUUCUGGUAUCCAAUCUCAAUUCUGAUAGUAUAGAUGAGGACAAACUAUUUAAUCUGUUCUCUCUGUAUGGAAACAUUGUGAGAAUAAAACUUCUUCGAAAUAAACCAGACCAUGCUCUUGUUCAGCUGGGUGAUGGCUUCCAGGCUGAAUUAGCCGUACACUUUCUAAAGGGAGCCAUGCUGUUUGGGAAGCAGUUGGAGGUCAAUUUCUCAAAACAUCCAAAUAUAACUCAAGGAGCUGAUACUCACGAGUACAUGAACUCAAAUCUCAACCGUUUCAACCGCAAUGCUGCGAAAAACUACAGGUACUGCUGCUCUCCAACAAGAAUGAUCCACCUUUCAACUCUACCUCAGGAUAUCACUGAAGAGGAUAUUGUGAGCCACUUGGAGGAACAUGGAACCAUCACCAACUCAAAGCUCUUUGAGAUGAAUGGAAAGAAGCAAGCACUUGUUCAGUUUGAAACUGAGGAGCAAGCCACUGAGGCGCUUGUUUGUAAACAUGCUAGCUCACUUGGCGGGUCAAUAGUCCGAAUUUCUUUCUCUCAAUUGCAGGAAAUAAGAGAGAACUCGUAGGAGAAAGGUAACAAGAUUAUGAAGUUUAAGGAUGGUAUUAGGGUUAAGAAUUCAUAAUUGCAAGGGAUGUUUUUUUGACCCCACUUUUCGUAUUUGUAAUCAUGGUUUGAUCGCGUUCAACUCUAUUUUAUGGUGUUUGAUUGUCUUCGGGUCAUCUUUCUUCCACCGCUGAAUGGUCUGAUGAAUAUUAUUUAGGUUGAUGGACAUUUUUUGUUAUCUUUUUUUAUGCAAAUAUGCUGGCUGUUUAAAAGUAGGACGAGGGUUGUCUCCUUUUUAAGAGGAACUCCUUUGUACCAUUGUUGUAUGUAAUUUAUGCGAGUCAAGACAUUCUGUUGUCACAGUU